AUGUCUGAUACCUGUUUAUGUGGUAAAAAACAAUUAAGUUUAAAUUCGACUAAUUGGUCUAGAUAUGUUAUAUCUUGUAAAAAAAAAAAGAUUUGCUUAGGAAAUUCAAGUAUAUCAAAUUUUUUCAAAGUUCCUGUUGCUUGUACUCAGCCAACAUCAUCAAAUGUUAAAAUGCAUGGACCUGAAAUACUAGAUAACACCAACAAAACUAUUGAAAGUUUGGCUGAAAUGUAUGAACCUGAAACAUUAGAUAACACCAACAAAACUACUGAAGAUUUGGUUGAAAUGAAUGAAUUUGAAACACUUGAUAACGCUAACAAAACUAUUGAAAUUCCAAGGAAAAAUAGUAAGAAUAUCCUGAACUUCAGAAAUUCUGAAAACAGCCAUGACACUGAUAUUACUGAUUCUAUGGAUAUUGGAUUACUGAUUCAGCAGUUAGAAAAGAUUGACUCAAAUAAAAGAGCAGAACUUCUUUUAAAAAUUUGGGAACCAGAUCAUACUUUUAAGUUUCCUAUAAGUGGAGAUAGAAAAUUAAAAUUUCAACUUAGCUGGUUAAAAAAAUGGUCUUGGUUAACUUAUUCAAAAUUGCAUGAUGGUGCAUUUUGUAAAUUUUGUGUUCUUUUUAAAAGAAACGAAGGUGGUCGCGGUAAUCAAAAAUUAGGCAAACUUGUUUUAGAACAAUUUUCUAAUUGGAAAAAAGCUAUUGAAGAGUUCAAUAAACAUGAAAAUACAAAUUACCAUAAAAUGUCAGUUUUGAAUGCUGACAAUUUGUUAUCUGUAUAUAACAAAAAUAUAGAUUCUAUUGAUGUGCAGAUAAAUAAUAGUUUAAAAAUGGAAAUCCAACAAAAUCGUAAGAAAAUACAACCAAUUAUUAAAACUAUUAUUCUGUGUGGUCGUCAAGGAAUAGCCUUAAGAGGCCAUAGAGAUUCGGGACCAAUAGAUCUAAAACACAACACUAAUGAUGGCAACUUUCGAGCUUUGUUACGGUUUAGAGUUGAGGCGGGUGAUAAAGAGCUAACAGACCAUUUACAGAAUGCUCCUCGAAAUGCAUCAUAUCUUAUUUUAGCCGAUGAUACUACAGACAUUGCUGGUAUUGAACAAUUUUCCCUAUGUGCUAGAUAUUUAGACACAACAAAAAUGAUAAUGAGAGAAGAUUUUUUAAAAUUUGUUCCUSUUAGUGAUGUCACUGGAAAGGGAUUAGCGACUACUCUUCUGACAACUUUGGAAGAAAUCGGAAUUGAUGUAAAAUACCUACGUGGUCAAGGGUAUGAUGGUGCCGCGUCCAUGAGUGGACAAUUCAAUGGAGUCCAAGCUCAUAUUACUAAACAUUACCCUCUUGCACAUUAUAUACACUGUAGUUCCCAUAGUCUCAAUUUGGCUAUUUCAGAUGCUUGUAGUAUUCAGUCUAUAAGAAAUUGCACUGGAACUAUUCAAAAAGUUUGUAUUUUUUUUAAAUACCCCMAAAAAAAUAAUGUUUUAUCUGAAUCAAUAGGACGUGUAUGUUCUUCAUCAACUCAUAACCGUUUGAAACUGUUAUGUCCAACAAGAUGGGUAGACCGACAUGACUCAAUCAUUAUUUUCCUCGAGUUAUUUGAUGCAAUAGUUGAUAGUUUAUCAGAAAUUUGUACUUGGCUUGAUAAGGAUGCUUCAUCAGGAGCAUACCAAUUGCUGUGUGCUAUAAGACAACCAGAAUUUAUACUAGCAACUUAUAUACUGGGACACGUGUUGAGUUUGAGUUUACCAUUAAGUAAGUUUCUUCAGACAAAAAAUAUAGAUCUGGUUGAAGCUAUUCAAACCGCUGACAACGUAACAUUGAGAUAUCUAUUCCUCGUACAGCUAACAAGCAAAAAAACAGAUGCAAUGUCCAAGUUGAUUUGCCUGAAGAUUAUUACAGAAUAUCUUUAUUUAUUCCAUUUAUAG
Diuraphis noxia (Russian wheat aphid) is the source of this 1920-nucleotide messenger RNA. RefSeq names its product zinc finger MYM-type protein 1-like. NCBI's taxonomy places the organism in Eukaryota, Metazoa, Arthropoda, Insecta, Hemiptera, Aphididae. The record is from RefSeq and is a predicted model, not a curated record.